Molecule: messenger RNA, 519 nt
Organism: Penicillium taxi
Lineage: Eukaryota; Fungi; Ascomycota; Eurotiomycetes; Eurotiales; Aspergillaceae
Product: PaaI family thioesterase
Exons: 2
Coding region: 1-519 (172 amino acids)
Molecular function (GO): fatty acyl-CoA hydrolase activity
Source: RefSeq, a predicted model, not a curated record
AUGGCAGAAAACGCCAUAAGCCGACCAGCACGAGAAUUGGACGAGUUCGAGGAUUUCGUUUACGAGAAAAUAGGCCGAGCGGGCAUGGGCCUGGGCAACAAACAGCAUUGGGACUUCAAUGCGCGCAGUUGCAACCUGCGCUUUGAAUCUGCAACCCGGGGACCCCCAGCCAAAGUCUCAUUUCUUCUCAAUAUUAUUCCGGAACUGAGCAACCCCAUGGACAACUUGCAUGGCGGAUGUGCAGCAACCUUAAUUGAUGUCUUGUCAACUUCGAUUCUUCUGGCUAUGUCAAAACCUGGCAGAUUUGCGUUGGGUGGCGUGAGUCGCAAUCUCAAGACGACCUAUAUUCGGCCUGUGCCAACCGGGUCGGAGGCUCGGAUUGUAUGUGAGGUGAUCCAUAUUGGCAAAAGGCUGGCGCUUCUCAGGGCAGAGAUACAGAGAGCAGAUACAGGAGAUAUCUGUGUGGUUGGCGAGCAUGAGAAGGCAAAUACGGAUCCCGAAGUCAACCAAAAGAUCUGA